ACCGGUUCAUAACCGAGGCUGCUGCUGCUGAGCUCUGUGUUGUUGUUGUUGUUGUGGAUGAGGGGCUACAGGGUACAGGGGGACCGCAGGCAGCAGUUCUCUGUGUUCUCUAGCUUCUCAGUGAGUCAGUGAGUUUAGACACCCCGCUGUGGGCUGUGUCUCGGCGGCGCUGUGGGGGCGGGAGGUGUGAGUUGGUGGUCAGUGAGCUGUUCCUGUCUGUAGUCUGUAGUGUAGCAGCGCGGCGCAGGGUCGGGGUUAAACACAGCGGGCUGUGUGUGGGACAGAAGCUCAGCCUCGGUAGGAAACCUGCGUGUGUUUAUCGGGAGAUUGGGAUGCAGAGAGUUUAUCCGAGGCUCCUCUAACUGGACUUUACACCACCAUGUCCCCCCCGGCGCUCCGGCUGGGCGCUCUCUCCGUGUUCGCCGUUAUUAGCCUGGUAUUGUCUCUGUGUCCCCUCGGAACCGCGUUUCCUCUGCAGGAUGAAACCGAUAUAGCCGCUCUGAAAGCUGUGAAACCCAUAAAUCAUUUCCAAGUGCGUUUCAGCUGGCACAACAUCAGCUGCCCUCUGUGUAAAGCCCUCUUCACCAUCGUGGACAUCGCUCUACUGAGCGACACAAACACUGAGCACGUUGCUCAUGCAGUUGGAGAAGCCUGCAUUCGUUUACACCUUGCCGAGGAGAAAGUGUGUCGAGACAUAACAGAGCUCUUCCGUGAUGACUUCAUCCGUGCCCUCCAGGAGUCGUUUCUUUGGCCCACAGAGGCCUGUGCUUUACUGUUGGGACCUGACUGUGGCCACUUCGACAUUUACGCCUCCUGGAACAUCACCCUGCCCAAGGUUCCUAAGCCUCCAGUGGUUCCCCCAACACCACCCAAGCCUGGGUCACCCCAAAGCCGAGUGCUCUUCCUCACUGACAUCCACUGGGAUGCUCAGUACGCAGAGGGCAGUGCCAUUAAAUGUAAAGAACCUCUGUGCUGCAGGAACGAGUCUGGCACACCUACCUGGAGGCAUCCUGGGGCAGGAUACUGGGGCACCUACAGUAAUUGUGACCUCCCCCUGCGUACUGUAGAAAACCUACUGCAGAAUGUGGCCAAAGCAGGACCCUGGGACUGGGUCUACUGGACUGGAGACAUUCCUGCCCACAAUGUGUGGUCCCAAACAAGGGCUCAGCAGCUGAAUGAGCUGACUAUCAUCUCUAAGCUUGUCAAGAAGUAUCUAGGACCCAAAGUUACUGUGUAUCCAGCUGUUGGAAACCAUGAGAGCACACCAGUUAACAGCUUCCCUCCUCCAUUUGUACAUGGAAACCGCUCUUCUCAGUGGCUGUAUGACACAAUGGCGGAGGAGUGGGCAACCUGGUUGCCAGCUGAAGCUCUGGAGACUUUGCGGCAAGGAGGGUUCUACACAGCCCAGGUGCAGCCGGGUCUGAGAGUGGUGUCCUUGAAUAUGAACUUCUGUGCAAGAGAGAACUUCUGGCUGAUGGUGAACUCCACAGACCCUGCAGGCCAACUGCAGUGGCUCGUUCACAUCCUGCAGGAAGCUGAGAACAAGGGAGAGAAGGUGCACAUCAUUGGGCACAUCCCCCCAGGUCUCUGUCUGAGCAGCUGGAGCUGGAACUACUAUCACAUAGUCAACAGGUAUGAAAGCACGAUAACUGGUCAGUUUUUUGGACACACGCAUGUUGAUCAAUUUCAGAUGUUUUAUGAUGAGGAGACAAUGACUCGUCCUGUGGGUGUGGCUUACAUUGCCCCAAGUGUUACUACAUACAUUAACUUAAACCCAGGUUACCGGGUGUACUAUGUUGAUGGUAACUAUCCUGGCAGCAGUCGAAUUGUCUUGGACUACGACACCUUUAUUCUCAACCUCACUUUAGCCAACGGUUAUGCAGAUGGUCAAGAUGGUCUCGCCAAGCCUCAACCAGACCCGGUCUGGUCACUACUGUAUCGGGCUUCUACAGCCUACGACAUGCCCAUUCUGUUUCCCUCCAACUGGGAUGCUCUGAUCAAAAACUUUCUCACUGAUGAUCGUGUCUUCCAAAAAUUUUGGUACUUGAUGCACAAAGGCCAUGUGUCGGAGCCCUGCAAGGACACAUGCAAAACCUCGCUGAUCUGCUUUCUCCGCAGUGGUCGCUACGACCUGCUGCAGCAGUGUGAUCUACUGAACCGUGGCAAAGGACAAAUGGCACGUUCUGUUAGGAAGACCCUGUGCUGAUUGGUUGAGCUGGGCUCUGCUGGAUUAAAGCAGUCUUUUGCUAGUAUGAAAGAGACAAUCGGUCACAGGUGAUUUUUUUCAAAACUACACGUCACAUUUUUCUGAGUGUUCAUUAGAAAGAAGAGAAAAUUAGUGAGUCAUUAUUCAAAUUAUAUCGAAAAUGUGUAGCUUUUUUGUGUCUUUUGGAUACUUACAAUAUUAUCCAAAGAUUACACUUCUUUUGGUAUUACAGUGCAUGUUUGCCUAAUUACAGUAUAUUGCCAAAAGUAUUUGCUCAUCCAUCCAAAUAAUUGAACUCAUAUUUAAAUGACUUUCUUUGGCCACAGGUGUAUAAAAACACGCACCUCUGCAUGCAGCCUGCUUCUGUAAAAAUAAGAGAAAGAAAAAGUGAAUUCUGGCAUAGUACCGUGAUCCAAGUUUUCUCACUACAAUAUAUUCCACAGUCAACUGUCAGUGAUAUUAUAACAAACAAAGUAGAAUUGGAAGUGAUUGGGAAUAACAGCAAUUCAGCCAUGUAGUGGUAGACCACAUAACUUAACAGAGCAGGCCAGCGGAUGCAGAGUUAUAUAAUGCACAGUGAUCACUAACUUUCUACAGAGUCGAUUACUACUGACCUCCAAACUUAAUGUGGCCUUCAGAUCAGCUCAAGAACAGUAGAGCCUAGAGAGUUUAAUAUAAUGGGUUUCAAUGACUGAGCAACUCCAACCAAACUCUCAUCACCAUCCACAAGGGUGGUGAGCAUCUGCUAUCUACCUUUGGCAAUAUAGUGUACAUUUAAUGCUUGCCAUUAAUAAUAGUAAUAAUUGAGUUAAAAUGCCAACGUGCAUUGUGUUAACAAAACCUCAGGGUGUUCAUUGUAAUAAAUUAAAUCAAGUAAUUCUAAUCAUCACCUACAUUAUAUUAUAUAGGCAUAAGGAUAAUACAUACAACAAUGGGAAAAGGGUACUGAAAGCACACUUUUAAAGGCAAAGUAUACAUUUCGCCUCACUUGAAAAAGAAUGAAAUUGCACCUUAAGAAACACUGGGGGAUGUUAUUUAAAGGUUAUACUAAAUAAUCUGUCCUUUCUCUCACAUUCGAGGUGCCUAUACAGAAAGUACCAUUGGUUUCCUAACAGAGUGGAGUGAUAUGGUUUGGACUUUCUUUCUGGAUGUUCUUUUGCACAAUUUUGCUGCUUUUAUCAUUACUUUCACUAUCUCACUGGAUCUCAUUCAGGUCAAGCUUGCAAAGACUUUCUAAAAAACUUAAGUACACACAGCGGGAGCUUUUCACACAUUGCACCAUAUAGAAAAUUCUCUAUUUGUCAAAGCUGCGUUAUGCACGCUUAAAGCACUCAGAUUUCAUGUGUAGACAUGGACAGAGCCCUCUGUUAAUGUUUGCUUUUCGUAACUGUGGUCUCAGUUGAGGACGUCCACUGGAUGUGAUGUAAUUGUUGAUUUAACUGGUGUAUUUUUUUUUGGUUUUGAACGAAUGAAAGAAUAAAUUAAUUUUUGCAAUCCA
This is a messenger RNA of Astyanax mexicanus (Mexican tetra), 3704 nucleotides long. RefSeq names its product sphingomyelin phosphodiesterase 1 (gene smpd1). Lineage: Eukaryota; Metazoa; Chordata; Actinopteri; Characiformes; Acestrorhamphidae. Gene Ontology annotation, biological process: ceramide biosynthetic process; sphingomyelin catabolic process. Gene Ontology annotation, cellular component: lysosome. The record is from RefSeq and is a predicted model, not a curated record. The coding region runs from base 380 to 2206 and encodes 608 amino acids. The transcript is spliced from 6 exons. Gene Ontology annotation, molecular function: acid sphingomyelin phosphodiesterase activity.